Didymodactylos carnosus is the source of this 1185-nucleotide messenger RNA. NCBI's taxonomy places the organism in Eukaryota, Metazoa, Rotifera, Eurotatoria, Philodinida, Philodinidae. The record is from the annotation of a GenBank genome assembly.
AUGCGACGAAUUUUAGUAUGGCCAUCUGAAAUGAUAUGGCCUGCUAAUUUACCAUAUAUUGCUUUAUUACGUACUAUGCACGAACCAGAAAAACCUCUCACACCGAAAUGGUUAAAUUUAUCUCGGAAAAAAUUCUUCGUGAUUAUUUGUCUGGGUUCAAUGGUGUAUUAUUGGCUUCCGGGAUACAUCAUGCCCGUUUUGACAGCAUUUUCUUGGAUGUGCAUGAUAAAUCCACGGCAUGUGUUGCUUUCACAAGUAACGGGCAAUGGUGGUUUUGGUUUUGGCGUAUUUCAAUUCGAUUGGCUUACAAUUAGAUCCUCACUCGAUUCACCAAUUCUCUGUCCACGUUGGGCUCAGCUGAAUAUAUUAGUUGGUUUUAUUUUAACAUGCUGGUUAUUUAUACCGAUUCUGUAUUUUACUAAUACUUGGAAUUGGAAAUCAUUUCCGAUAUCAAAUGGAGGAUUCUUUUCACCUCCUGGCAAUCCAACUGAUAUUUAUUUAUCUGUUACAUUUGUCAUUGGAUAUAAUCUUUUUUUAGCGUCGUUUGCUGCUUUAGUCACACAUACUAUUUUAUAUCAUGGAAAAUAUAUUGUAAAACAAUUUAGCAUGUCGUUAAAAAAACGUCAAAAUGAUGUUCAUUGCCAGUUGAUGGCACGCUAUUCGGAUGUACCUGAAUGGGUUUAUCUUGUCAUUUUUUUAUGCGCAUUUAUAAUCGGUUGUGUGACUUGCCAUUUUAGUCAUUUAAUGCCGUGGUAUUAUUUAUUUUUAACUGUAUCAAUUUCAUUCAUUUGUUUAUUAUUAACUGGAAUCGUUGCUGCAAAAACAAAUAUUGAAAUUGAUAUUGUUACUAUAGUCGUUCUUUUAGGUGGUGUUAUUUUUAAAUUAAAGCCAUUGGCUAGUUUAACAUUUGUAACAUUUGCCUGGUCAACACAGAAACAAGCAUUUAUUCUUAUUUCAUAUUUGAAAUUUGGACAUUAUAUGAAAAUAUCACCGAAAGUUAUGUUAACAACUCAAUUGAUAAUUACAAUUUUAGCUGCAAUUAUAAAAUAUGGUAUAACUGAGCAUUUAUUAAAGACAAUUGAAGGAUUGUGCACGUUCACUAACAGAGAUUGGUCAUGUCCACAUAUGAACCAGUUAGCUAUUGUCUUUGCCAGUAAUGAUACAGGUAUGCUAAAAAGCUUGUAA